Cydia fagiglandana is the source of this 814-nucleotide messenger RNA. RefSeq lists its product as uncharacterized. The coding region runs from base 149 to 661 and encodes 170 amino acids. NCBI's taxonomy places the organism in Eukaryota, Metazoa, Arthropoda, Insecta, Lepidoptera, Tortricidae. The transcript has 6 exons. The record is from RefSeq and is a predicted model, not a curated record.
UCUGUCAAUUCUAGAGCUUGUGUUGGAGGCGUUUAACACUUUUAAAGUCCUUUUCUAUAUUAAAUACAAGAAGCGUGAUAAUUCACCACAAACUGUUCGAUAUCAAUUUGGAUAAGAAUAGUCUAAGUUAGACGCUGAAAUAGCAAAGAUGGUCGUGUUAGAAUCUUGUUGGUCGCCCUGCAUUUGGUCUUCUAACGUGAAGACUGGCAGCCGGGCGGUGGCGGUGUACACGGCAGCUAUGAGUGUAGUUCUAAUCACAUUCAUCAGUUACCAGCUAGCAGGUGGUGACUCAACACAACUAUGGAAUCCUCUGUUUGAAGCCGAUGUGCGGGGGUCAAUGAAAGUUUUUGGAGGCAUUUUCAUCUGCAUUCUCGGACUCCUGAUAAUAUCUUCAAUUUGGAUGGUGAUUGGCAUUAAUAUUUGGAUGCGCGGUCUCAUACUGCCCUGGCUGAUCAUCAUGGGACUCAUCAUUUGCUUCCAACUUACCUUCGGGUUGUGGCUAAUAGGGGGCUACUACAUUUAUCUGGAUGCAACAUUCGCAGCCCUGGUUGAUUUCCUGUUUAUGGCUUACAAUAUCUACUGUUGGCUGUGCGUCUUCUCCCAGUAUCAAAUAAUUUUAGAAAUGCAGUCACCUAAUAUAGAAAUGUUGAUCGAAGAAUAACCCUAAACACAGUUUGGCACAACAAUAUAAUAUUUAGGUAAUGUAUUUCAAUAUAAUAUGUAAACAAUCAAUACAAUGUUCACCGUUAUUUGAUAUUUUAGACAGUUUUUGAAAUUGCCGCUAGAUGGCGCUAGUAGUAUCGGAUAAAUUUUA